AGGGAGAUGCUGCUGCUGCUGCUGCUGCUGCUGCCGCCACCACUAGUCCUCAGGGUUGCUGCAAGCCGAUGUCUACAUGAUGAGACACAGAAGUCUGUGAGCCUUCUCAGGCCCCCUUUCUCCCAACUCCCCUCAAAAUCUCGCUCUUCCUCCCUCACCCUCCCUAGCUCCCGUGAUCCUCAACCCCUACGAAUCCAAAGCUGCUAUCUAGGAGAUCGUAUAUCAGAUGGAGCUUGGGAUCCUGAGGGAGAAGGGAUGAGAGGGGGAUCCCGAGCCCUGGCCGCAGUGAGAGAGGCCACUCAGCGAAUCCAGGCUGUUCUAGCAGUCCCUCCAGUGCAAGGACCCCUGCUUCUGAGUCGAGACCCUGCACAGUAUUGCCACGCUGUCUGGGGAGACCCAGAUAUCCCAAACUACCACAGGUGCAGCCUCUUGAACCCAGGGUACAAAGGAGAGAGUUGCCUGGGGGCAAAGAUUCCUGACACCCAUCUUCGCGGUUAUGCCUUGUGGCCAGAGCAGGGUCCCCCACAACUGGUCCAGCCAGAUGGGCCUGGGGUCCAAAACACUGAUUUUCUCCUGUAUGUGCGAGUUGCUCACACUUCCAAGUGCCACCAAGAGCCCUCUGUCAUAGCCUAUGCUGCCUGCUGCCAGCUGGACUCAGAAGACAGGCCCCUCGCUGGUACCAUUGUCUACUGUGCCCAACAUCUCACCAGCCCCAGCCUCAGCCACAGUGACAUCGUCAUGGCCACAUUACAUGAAUUGCUCCAUGCCUUGGGUUUCUCUGGACAGCUCUUCAAGAAAUGGCGAGACUGCCCCUCAGGAUUCAGUGUUAGAGAGAACUGUUCUACAAGGCAACAAGUGACAAGGCAAGAUGAGUGGGGACAACUGCUUCUCACUACCCCAGCUGUUAGCCUCAGCCUGGCCAAACACUUGGGAGUGUCGGGGGCUUCCCUGGGUGUUCCCUUGGAAGAAGAGGAGGGCCUUUUGUCCUCGCACUGGGAGGCCAGACUACUCCAGGGUUCUUUAAUGACUGCUACCUUUGAUGGAGCCCAGCGCACUCGACUCGACCCAAUCACCCUCGCUGCCUUCAAAGACUCAGGCUGGUACCAGGUCAACCACAGCGCUGCAGAGGAGCUGUUGUGGGGCCAGGGAUCUGGCCCAGAAUUUGGCUUGGUGACCACAUGUGGGACUGGCUCCUCAGACUUCUUCUGUACUGGCAGUGGGCUGGGCUGCCACUACCUGCACCUGGACAAGGGAAGCUGCUCCUCAGACCCCAUGCUGGAAGGCUGCCGCAUGUACAAGCCCUUAGCCAAUGGGAGUGAAUGCUGGAAGAAGGAAAACGGAUUCCCUGCUGGGGUGGAUAAUCCCCAUGGGGAGAUCUACCAUCCCCAGAGCCGUUGCUUCUUUGCCAACCUCACUUCACAGCUGCUCCCUGGGGAUAAGCCCAGGCAUCCUUCUCUUACCCCACACCUCAAGGAAGCAGAGCUCAUGGGCCGCUGCUACUUACAUCAGUGCACAGGGAGGGGAGCUUACAAGGUGCAGGUGGAGGGCUCGCCUUGGGUCCCAUGCCUUCCUGGAAAGGUUAUACAGAUACCUGGGUACUAUGGUCUUCUCUUCUGUCCCCGGGGUCGGCUGUGUCAGACUAAUGAAGAUAUCAAUGCUGUUACUUCCCCACCUGUGAGUCUUUCAACCCCAGAUCCACUAUUCCAGCUCUCUUUAGGAUUAGCUGGGCCUCCAGGACACUCUCUGGGGAAGGAACAGCAAGAAGGGCUAGCUGAAGCAGUACUGCAGGCUUUGGCAAGCAGAGGCGGCACUGGCAGGUGCUAUUUCCACGGCCCAUCAAUUACCACUAGCUUGGUGUUUACUGUGCAUAUGUGGAAGUCCCCUGGCUGCCAAGGGCCUUCAGUUGCUACGCUGCACAAGGCCCUGACUCUGACUCUCCAGAAAAAACCCCUAGAAGUGUAUCAUGGAGGAGCCAACUUUACCACACAACCCAGCAAGUUGCUGGUUACUUCAGACCAUAAUCCCUCCAUGACCCACCUAAGGCUGUCCAUGGGACUCUGCCUAAUGCUGCUAAUCCUGGUGGGUGUACUGGGAACCACAGCCUACCAGAAAAGAGCCACUCUUCCUGUGAGACCAUCUGCCUCUUACCAUUCACCAGAGCUCCACAGCACAAGGGUCCCAGUUAGAGGAAUAAGGGAGGUGUGAUGUUGCCCAGAACAUGACAGGGGGUAAGGAAGAGAAUAAUUUCUUGUGAGACAACUGGAUGGAAAAUCUAUUGUGUAUACUUAAUUUCUACUUUCUUUGGAAUGCCUCUU
Gorilla gorilla gorilla (western lowland gorilla) is the source of this 2315-nucleotide messenger RNA. It is a transcript of the gene CIROP, whose product is annotated as ciliated left-right organizer metallopeptidase. The record is from RefSeq and is a predicted model, not a curated record. The transcript is spliced from 14 exons. NCBI's taxonomy places the organism in Eukaryota, Metazoa, Chordata, Mammalia, Primates, Hominidae. Gene Ontology annotation, cellular component: cytoplasm; membrane. Bases 7 to 2205 code for a protein of 732 amino acids. Gene Ontology annotation, biological process: cell adhesion; proteolysis. Gene Ontology annotation, molecular function: metalloendopeptidase activity.